Cooperia oncophora is the source of this 1086-nucleotide messenger RNA. The record is from the annotation of a GenBank genome assembly. Lineage: Eukaryota; Metazoa; Nematoda; Chromadorea; Rhabditida; Trichostrongylidae.
AUGUCCAGCAGAUUUUUGUUCAGAAGCAGAAUGCAAUCAACGCAAUCGUGUGAGGUUAUCGUGAUGAUGGUGCUUCUUUGCACCAGAAGUGCAUCAUGUGACUUUGGAAUGUAUCUCUCCGACAACCCGCACAUCCCUCCACAACUGGACGAACAAUUUGCUACAGAAAUGAGACGGAACGGACUUCACGCAGAGAUUGUGGGAGAAGUAGCUGAUUACAAGAGUGAAUGUGGGAAUUUGGUGAUGGACUACACGACCUAUGUGGACGGGACAGUGUUUGAGGCGGCAAUCAAGCCAAUGGAAGAAGAAUUGAUGGCACUGAGAAAAGGGACAUUUUUCAAUGAUACUCUUAGAUCCACGCUAUAUCAAAAGAUGAAGGCAGUUGCACUGGACGUCCACAUAUCGGAUAUGAAGGAGUUGUUUGGUAUGCAUCGCGCCUCAGUACCGGUCUUAAGAUCGAUGCAAGUGCGAUUCCGGACAUCUCCUAACAGUGGCGGACAUGUCGUUGGUAUGGGAGUUGGACAAAUAACGAAAAGUUUGGAGAAUAAUCUUGGGACGAACAAUUAUGGACUGGUCAUGGAGAAGCAUUCGAAAGGCCUCUUAGACAAGCUUGCCUGGGCGAGCAACACGAUUACUCUGGAAACGUACAGGUGUGCAUCUAAUUAUGCAAAAGGUGGUACCGCGAUUAGUGCGUUUGAAGGAUCACUGGCGUGUUUCAGGAAUCGUUUCGAACAAAGACUAGAAUCAGUGAUGCAGCAGCUGCACGGAACAGUGGAACACACGCUCACCAAACUGUUCAGUUUCGGCAGACUGACACAGCGCAUGAUGCAGAUGUCCAGUGACCGCAGUGUAGUGUCAGUAAUUGAGCAACUCAUGGGAGAAAAGGUCUUCAAAGAAUCACUGCUAGCAUUACACGGCAGUACCGCACUGGACGCUGUGAAAGCUACUGUUAUUGGAAUGAACGAUAAUAUGAUAGGAGAUGGAGAUAUGCUAUCCGACGGCAACCCUCUCUCAUGUAAAAUAUGUCCUUCACGUGGAACCACUGGGACAGUUUUCGUGGAAUAUGGAUUCGUUUUGGACGGAUAA